Molecule: messenger RNA, 584 nt
Organism: Pezoporus occidentalis (night parrot)
Lineage: Eukaryota; Metazoa; Chordata; Aves; Psittaciformes; Psittacidae
Product: folate receptor alpha-like
Exons: 3
Cellular component (GO): external side of plasma membrane
Molecular function (GO): signaling receptor activity
Source: RefSeq, a predicted model, not a curated record
GCUCCCGGCGGGCCCAUGGCGGCUCCGGGGGUGCUGCUGCUGCUGCUGCUGCUGCUCGUGGCUUGGCCGGGGGCCGCCGUGCGGGACUCGCUGCUCAACACCUGCAUGGAUGCCAAGCACCACAAGGCAGAGCCGGGCCCCGAGGGGCAGCUCUACGGGCAGUGCUCGCUCUGGAAGGACAACGCCUGCUGCACGGCCAACACCAGCCUGGAGGCCCACCGGGACCAGUCCUACCUGUACGGCUUCAACUGGGACCACUGCGGGGUGAUGCCCCCCCGCUGCAAGCGCCACUUCAUCCAGGACACGUGCUUGUACGAGUGCUCCCCCAACCUGGGGCCGUGGAUUGACCAGGCGGACACGAGCUGGCGUCGGGAGCGGAUCCUGCACGUGCCCCUGUGCCGGGAGGACUGCGAGCAGUGGUGGGAGGACUGCAGGGACGCCUUCACCUGCAAGGAGAACUGGCACAAGGGCUGGAACUGGACCUCAGGUCAGUGGGGGGGCACUGGGACCCCCCCAUGGGUCACCACCUCCCCUUGCCACAGCCUGCGGCCUGCUUGGACGGGCUCUUGGGGGGUCUGCAUGGG